AUGUCGGGGAGUGCGCGUCUUUGCUUCGAUGGAGAGGAUAUUCCCGACCGAUUCGAGCCGAUUGGUCAGCGCGGCGAGAUGAUCAUUGUUCUUGCAGGGGUUGGACAUCUCCUCCGGAAGGACCUGCAUGGGAACCAGGAGGAUUUCCAAAUGGUUGGCGCCUAUCCUCCUGGCAAGCAGUGGGAUAUAUGCUAUGGGACACCAAACGAAAAAGCAAAGGCGCAGAGCAUUAAUGAUGUGGCCUGGUUUCAACGUGACCCGUUGUAUGGUGCUGAUAGACCUGCCUUGCAUGUGUAG
Molecule: messenger RNA, 297 nt
Organism: Penicillium nucicola
Lineage: Eukaryota; Fungi; Ascomycota; Eurotiomycetes; Eurotiales; Aspergillaceae
Exons: 1
Coding region: 1-297 (98 amino acids)
Source: RefSeq, a predicted model, not a curated record